Molecule: messenger RNA, 2616 nt
Organism: Sardina pilchardus (European sardine)
Lineage: Eukaryota; Metazoa; Chordata; Actinopteri; Clupeiformes; Clupeidae
Gene: nlgn3a
Product: neuroligin 3a
Exons: 5
Coding region: 47-2611 (854 amino acids)
Biological process (GO): synaptic vesicle endocytosis; presynaptic membrane assembly; neuron cell-cell adhesion
Cellular component (GO): plasma membrane; synapse; cell surface
Molecular function (GO): neurexin family protein binding; signaling receptor activity
Source: RefSeq, a predicted model, not a curated record
UGUGUAUGUUGGUGUCUUGCCUUCGCAGUCUUUGUCACGACGGACCAUGUGGUUUUCGCCGAGGAGAAACCGUCCCUGUGUCGCACACCUUCAGGACUUGGUCAGCGGUAGCGGCGGCGGCGGCGGCGGCACCAGGCCGGGCAGCACUCUCGCCGCGUCGCUGCUGUGGAUAUUGAUCCUGUCCUGGUGCUCGGCGCUGGCGCGAGGCCAGAGCUACCACCAGCCCGUGGCCAACACCAAUUACGGGAAGCUGCGUGGCGUGCGCGUGCCGCUGCCCAGCGAGAUCCUGGGGCCCGUGGACCAGUACCUGGGAGUGCCCUACGCCGCUGCGCCGGUGGGCGAGAAGCGCUUCCUGCCCCCGGAGCCGCCCUCCUCCUGGUCAGCGAUCAAAAACGCCACGCACUUUGCCCCCGUGUGCCCGCAGAACAUCCACAACGCCGUGCCGGAAAUCAUGAUGCCAAUCUGGUUCACCUUUAACCUGGAUAUAGUUGCGACAUACAUACAGGAUCAGAAUGAGGAUUGUUUGUACUUGAACAUCUAUGUUCCAACUGAGGAUGACAUUCGAGACCAAGGUGCCAAGCCCGUCAUGGUGUACAUCCACGGAGGCUCCUACAUGGAGGGCACCGGGAACAUGAUCGACGGCAGCGUGCUGGCCAGCUACGGGAACGUCAUCGUGAUCACGCUCAACUUCCGAGUCGGCGUACUGGGCUUCCUGAGCACCGGAGACCAGGCCGCCAAGGGCAACUACGGGCUGCUGGACCAGAUCCAAGCUCUGCGCUGGAUCAGCGAGAACAUCGGCUACUUUGGGGGCGACCCGAAGCGCAUCACCGUGUUCGGCUCGGGCAUCGGCGCGUCCUGCGUGAGCCUGCUCACCCUGUCCCACCACUCGGAAGGGCUCUUCCAGAGGGCCAUCAUCCAGAGCGGCUCUGCCCUGUCAAGCUGGGCCGUCAACUACCAGCCCGUCAAGUACACGCGCAUGCUGGCGGAGAAGGUGGGCUGCAACGUGCUGGACACCAUGGACAUGGUCGACUGCCUGCGCAAGAAGAGCGCCCGCGAGCUGGUGGAGCAGGACAUCCAGCCGGCGCGCUACCACGUGGCCUUCGGCCCGGUGAUCGACGGCGACGUCAUCCCCGACGACCCCGAGAUCCUGAUGGAGCAGGGCGAGUUCCUCAACUACGACAUCAUGCUCGGGGUCAACCAGGGCGAGGGCCUGCGCUUCGUGGAGAACGUGGUGGACUCGGAGGACGGCGUGUCGGGCAACGACUUCGACUUCUCCGUCUCGGACUUCGUGGACAGCCUGUACGGCUACCCGGAGGGCAAGGACACGCUGCGCGAGACCAUCAAGUUCAUGUACACGGACUGGGCCGACCGGGACAACCCGGAGACGCGCCGCAAGACGCUGGUGGCGCUCUUCACCGACCACCAGUGGGUGGAGCCCUCGGUGGUGACGGCCGACCUGCACGCCCGCUACGGCUCGCCCACCUACUUCUACGCCUUCUACCACCACUGCCAGAGCAUGAUGAAGCCCGCCUGGUCGGACGCGGCGCACGGAGACGAGGUGCCCUACGUGUUCGGCAUCCCCAUGAUCGGCCCCACCGACUUGUUCCCUUGCAACUUCUCCAAGAACGACAUCAUGCUGAGCGCUGUGGUGAUGACCUACUGGACUAAUUUUGCCAAGACUGGAGAUCCCAACAAGCCCGUGCCCCAGGACACCAAGUUCAUCCACACCAAGGCCAACCGCUUCGAGGAGGUGGCGUGGUCCAAGUACAACCCCCAGGACCAGCUGUACCUGCACAUCGGGCUGAAGCCGCGCGUGCGCGACCACUACCGCGCCACCAAGGUGGCCUUCUGGAAGCACCUGGUGCCCCACCUGUACAACCUGCACGACAUGUUCCACUACACGUCCACCACCACCAAGGUGCCGCCGCCCGACACCACGCAGAACUCGCUGUCCACGCGCCGGCCCAACGGCAGCAACAAGGCGUGGCCGUUCAACACCAAGCGGCCGCCCAUGUCGCCGGCGUACAACAGCGAGAGCGGCAACGAGCCGUGGAACGGCGAGGAGGCGGCCGGCCCGCUGGUGGUGGAGAACCCGCGCGACUACUCCACCGAGCUGAGCGUCACCAUCGCCGUGGGCGCCUCGCUGCUCUUCCUCAACGUGCUGGCCUUCGCCGCGCUCUACUACCGCAAGGACAAGCGCCGCCAGGACUCGCAGAUGCAGCCGGCCAGCCCCGGCGCGGCCGCGGCCCAGCAGCGGCAGGCCACCGCCAACGACAUCGGGCACCACGGGCCCGAGGAGGAGAUCAUGUCGCUGCAGAUGAACCAGACGCACCACGAGUGCGAGGCCAGCAUGCCGCCGGCGGGCAUCAUGGGCGGCGGGGGCGGCGGCGUGGGCGUCGGGGUGGGCGACCCGCUGCGGCUGGCCUCGCUGCCCGACUACACGCUGACGCUGCGGCGCUCGCCGGACGACAUCCCGCUCAUGACGCCCAACACCAUCACCAUGAUCCCCAACUCGCUGGUGGGCAUGCCCAACCUGCACCCCUACAACACCUUCACGGCCGGCUUCAACUCCACCGGCCUGCCCCACUCACACUCCACCACCCGCGUAUAGCUUUA